CCCUCGAACGCAUCCAGUGGCUAUAAGAUGGCCAGCGUGACCGACCCAAGAGGAAGCUUCUUUCUCCUCCAUCUGCAGCGCAAACACCUCAGAGCACUUUGCUUCGUCCAUUCACUCGUUCAGGACAGUCCCGUCGCUUUCGCACCCACUCUCCUUCACUCGUUUAUACCACCCACUUACACCAACCUCAACCACCUUUCAAGAUGAAGUACGCCUUUGUGUCUGCCCUCCUGGCCGGUCUGUCCCAGACCGCACUCGCCCAGACCUCGUGCCUGGACAGCUGCCAGGUCGCCGACAAUGCCUGCCGCACGGCUCCCAACGCCAACCUGUCCACCUGCGCCUCCAACCUGGCCGCGUGCCAGGAGAGGUGCCCUGCCGUCUCGCCCAUGUCCUCCUCGACACAGGCCCCCGUCGCCACCCACACGCCCGACGUUGUCGAGGAGGUCGUCGUCGUCUGCCACGUGUGCGAGGAGGAGGCGGCCAAGAAGAACGCGCAGUGCAAGGCCGAGUGCCAGAUGAAGGAGAACGCGUGCCGCACCGCCCCCGGCGCCAACCAGUCCACCUGCUCCUCCGAGUACGCCGGCUGCGAGGCCCACUGCCCUCCUCCCACCACUGUGCCUCAGCACGGUGACGAGUGCGCGACCAAGUGCAUGGACGCCGACAACAAGUGCCGCACCACACCCGGCGCCAACCUGUCCACCUGCGCAUCGGACCUCGCGCGUUGCAAGACAUCCUGCCCUCAGCAGCGCUACCAGCCCACGCCGCCUCCUCCCGGCCCCACCCACGGUGACUGCCACGAGUGCGCCGGCAACCAGGACCAGUGCCGUGCCCAGUGCCAGGCGGCCGACAACAAGUGCCGCACCGCCCCUGGUGCCAACCUGUCCACCUGCGCGUCUGAGCUUGCCGGCUGCGAGGCCAAGUGCCCUCCUCCUCGGAACGGCCAGGAGUGCGCCGCCAAGUGCCAGACCCUCGACAACGAGUGCCGUACCAAGCCCGGUGCCAACCUCUCUACUUGCGCCUCUGAGUUCGCUGGCUGCAAGUCCAAGUGCCCUGCUACGACUCCCCAGAAUGGCGAGGAGUGCGCCGCCAAGUGCCAGACCCUCGACAACAAGUGCCGCACCGCCCCUGGCGCCAACCUGUCCACCUGCGCCUCUGAUCUCUCCGCCUGCAAGUCCAAGUGCCCCGUCCGCACCAUGACCGCCAUGCCUCACCCCGUCCCCACCAACAACAAGGUCGUCGUGAACAACAACAACAACAACAAUGGCCAGCAGUGCACCGUCGAGUGCGACACCGUCUACACAACGUGCUGCGCCGUGCCCGGUGCCAACAUCGUGUCCUGCGGCCAGGACAAGGAGGUCUGCUACGAGCGCUGCCCUGCCGGUGGCCACAAGAACGGCACCGUCUUGACGGCUGGCAGCGAGCGCAUGCAGCCCGCCUUCAUGGCUGUCGCCGCUCUUGGUUUCGCCGCCCUCUUCUAAGAAGAUGGUGUGAUGUGCUGCUCCAGCGUCGGUGCUGGGCGGCCCAGUUCAAUUCGUCUGUGUAUGGGAUUAGGUUAAGGAACUAGCGUCGGGUGAAGUAGAUGGAUUCAAUAGCAUUAUUUGAAGACAUGGUCUUAUUGUACGAGCUGUCUGUCUGUCGUUGACUGAUGUAUACGAGUGAAUGAUGCCCUAGAUGGUAGGUUACCUGACCGGCAUGAGGAAGCUCAACGCGCUCAUGGUUGCUUGUCAAGACCAAGCUUCUUUGUGGCCAUGUUCAUGCAGUGACUGGAAUACAUGUCUGCAACUCUCAGCUUUCCCUUCAACAAAACGGUGUCGA
Molecule: messenger RNA, 1815 nt
Organism: Emericellopsis atlantica
Lineage: Eukaryota; Fungi; Ascomycota; Sordariomycetes; Hypocreales; Bionectriaceae
Exons: 1
Coding region: 204-1478 (424 amino acids)
Source: RefSeq, a predicted model, not a curated record